Molecule: messenger RNA, 558 nt
Organism: Staurois parvus
Lineage: Eukaryota; Metazoa; Chordata; Amphibia; Anura; Ranidae
Source: the annotation of a GenBank genome assembly
AUCUCUGGAGGAGGAAGGGAUGGACUGUUCAUUUCAGAUGUCCUCAAAGACUCCCCAGCUGCCAAAAAUCUGCCUCUGCAAGAAGGGGACCAGAUCAUCAGUGCACGAGUAUACUUUGAGAACAUUAAGUAUGAAGACGCAUUGAAAAUCCUACAGUAUGCAGAACAUUACAAAGUCUCCUAUUGCCUCAAAAGAACAGUGCCGUCUAGUGAUGUCACGGUGUCAUCAGAAUCUGGGACUGUAGAGGUCAAAGGUCCAAAGGCCAAGAUGCCAAAAAUGUCUGUGAAAAGCCUUACACCUGUGAAGAAGAAAAAAAAGAAGGUGCCAAGUCAAGGGAAGGAUUCUGACGUUUCAGUGGAGGCUAUGAAAGGCUCUGAACUGUCUGUUGCCAAUAUGGACAUUCCACCAGUAGAUGUUGAGUUCUCCUUCCCCAAAUUCUCCAAACUAUUGAAAACAAAAGGUGGUGUAGAAGGUGAAGCUGUCCCCAAGACUACAGAGGUUUCCACAGCAGAAGAACAGAAAGGGCUAAAGAUAAAAUUCCCACGAUUUAGGGUCAAG